Zychaea mexicana is the source of this 1737-nucleotide messenger RNA. Its product is annotated as sodium/hydrogen exchanger 3. The coding region runs from base 1 to 1737 and encodes 578 amino acids. Lineage: Eukaryota; Fungi; Mucoromycota; Mucoromycetes; Mucorales; Lichtheimiaceae. The record is from RefSeq and is a predicted model, not a curated record. Gene Ontology annotation, biological process: proton transmembrane transport; sodium ion transport; vacuolar acidification. Gene Ontology annotation, molecular function: sodium:proton antiporter activity. The transcript has 8 exons. Gene Ontology annotation, cellular component: late endosome; fungal-type vacuole membrane; early endosome.
AUGAUUGUUGGUUUGGGGAUCAAGUUGACGCCAGGAACUAUUGUUCAACGCAUGGUCCAGUUCAAGCAGGGAUAUUUUUUUAACCUGCUGUUACCACCCAUUAUAUUGAACUCUGGCUACGAGCUGAAACGGCGUAAUUUCUUUAUCAAUUUCGGUACAAUCUUGACAUUUGCCAUGGUCGGUACCUUUAUUGCCGCCCUUGUCACCGGGGCGCUGACUUUUUUGUACGCAUAUUUCCAUCCGGAAGGCAUCAACAUCAGCUUCAUCGACAGCAUGAUUUUCGGAGCAAUUCUUUCAGCGACCGAUCCUGUCACCAUCCUUGCCAUCUUUUCUCAGUUACACGUAGAUCCACAACUCUUUUCCAUCAUCUCUGGCGAGUCCUUGAUGAACGAUGCUGUUGCCAUUGUGCUUUCCGAGACAUUGCACAAGUUUCGUGGUCAAGAGCUUCAUGUAGUCAACAUCUUCAAAGGCGUUGGCACGUUUUUGGGCGUAUUCACAGCAUCCACGUUGAUUGGGGUGCUCUUCGGUGUCACUGUCGCAUUGAUGUUAAAGUACUCGGAGCUGUUCCGCUACCCGAGUAUUGAAACUUGCUUAAUUGCACUAAUGGCUUACAGCAGUUACCUGUUUUCAAAUAGCACGCAAAUGUCUGGCAUUGUAACUCUUUUAUUCACGGGUAUCACUCUCAAGCACUAUGCUUACGACAACAUGUCCCUGCGAACGAAACGCGCAACAAAAUACGUCUUCCAAGUGCUUUCUCAGCUGUCAGAGAAUUUUAUCUUCAUCUACCUCGGUGUCAAUCUGUUUACGCAGACUGAGCUCGACUACAAACCUUUGUUUAUACUGGCCACGACGAUCAUCAUCUGCGUUGCACGCUACGUAUCCGUUGCACCCUUAUCCAUGUUGAUCAAUGCGGUCUGUCGCGCUUUAGGAAAGUCCGAGAAAGUGCUACCACGGUCGCAUCAGCUGAUGUUGUUCUGGGCUGGACUUCGGGGCGCUGUUGCAUUUGCAUUGUCAUCCGGCUUGGUGGGCGACAGCGCACCAGCCAUGCGCACGACAAUCCUUGCAGUGGUUGUGCUCACUGUGCUUUUGUUUGGUGGCACUACAAACCGCAUGCUCCAAUUGCUGGAGAUCCGCACGGGUGUGACGGAGCCCGAUGACUCUGGCAGCGAGGACGAAGAUCACGAUAUCGAUCCAGUCGGCUAUCGCAAGCUACGACGCCUCUCAGCCUCCUCAACGACGGCCUACCACGACGACGUGCCCUCGUCGUCGACCACUCGAGGUCGCACAGACAAUAACAACAAUGCACAAGAUGUUUCAAUAGACGGGCUCCUGUCAGGUCCCCUUGGGAAUCCCAUGCAGGAUCCGGCAGAGCCACAUUGGUUUAUUUCGUUUGACGAGAAAUGGCUGAAGCCAAUGUUUACCAAACAGCAUAUCCAAGCACGUAACCAGACGCUGGCAGAGUACUGGAGAGAGAAACGGCGCAAGAUGGAUCGUGCCAAUCGAGGCAUGCUGGCUGGGAUACGUAGCAUGAGCUUUGGACAGGCAUCAACAGGCAGUGACGACUAUGAGGCGGAUGCAUUGACGUUGGAUUCGGUGGGCGGAAGCGGAAGCGGAAGCGGUGGCGGCCCUGGUAGCAGCAGCGGCAGUACAAGUAACGCCAACCUUAUCGUUGGGUCUGGGCGUGUGUUUGGCCGAUCACCAGCGUCGAGCCCACCUGAUCCGGAACAACAACAAUAA